AUGGCGCCUAUCCGGAUUGCACUCAUCGGCCUCUCCGCCAGCGCAAAAACAUCCUGGGCUUCCGAAGGUCACUUACCCUACCUCCUUUCCCCAUAUGGGCAGAAACGCUACCGAAUCGUCGCCCUGCUUAAUUCCAGCGUCACAGCAGCCGAAGCAGCUCGCGCGCACUUCAAUCUCCCGACCAGCGUGAAGGCUUACGGCGACCCAGAUGCUCUAGCACAGGAUCCAGAAGUAGACCUCGUGGUCUGCAACACCCGCGUCGACACGCACUUCGCCCUCGCUGCCCCAUCGGCUAGACAGGGCAAGGCAAUCUACGUCGAGUGGCCUCCCACCCAUGAUCUGGCGAGUUCAGAGGAGCUCGCCGCGUUGGUUGCUUCAUCUGGCAGAGACAGCAUCGUCGGGUUACAGGGACAAGUUGCGAGAGUCGUGCUCAAGAUCAAAGAGGUGGUUGAUUCAGGGCGCAUUGGGCGGAUCCUCGGCAGCGACGUCGAAGCGUACGGGAACCUUCUGGCAAGGGAUGAACUCCCAGAGGGAUUGGCAUAUUUCGCGGAUAGAAAGGUUGGCGGGAACCCCGUCACCAUCGCGUUCGCUCACAUGAUUGACUACGUUCACCAUGUUCUCGGCGAGUUUGAAGAGUUUGAGAGCCGGAUGCAGCGUCAGAGGCCGCUGAUCGACGUUAUCGCCAGUGACGGGCAGCGGAAGAGCGUGGAAUCGGACGUUCCUGAUUUCAUUGCGCUGCAUGGCGCUAUCAAGGGCGAAAACACGGUAGAAGGCGCUACUCUGGCAGUCAGGUUUAGGAAUGGCACUCCGAUUAAGGGACGGUCUGCUUUUAUGUGGAGGAUUGUGGGGGAGAAGGGGGAGAUUGAGGUUGAGAGCCCUUCGGGGCCGUAUUUGCAUUCGGACUCAUAUGAUGAGCCGAUUGUGAUCCGUGUUCAUGAUCACGCUAAGAAUGUUGUUGAGGAGGUGAGUUGGGACUGGGAGGAAUGGCAGAAGUCUUUGCCUAUUCGUGCCAGAAAUGUGGGAGAGAUCUAUGAGAGAUUUGCUGCCGGGGUGGAAGGGAAAAGGGAGGAGGGGAGAGGGACACGCAGGUGGCCUUCACUUCAGAAUGCUGUUGUGCGGAUGAGGCAGUUGGAUUUACUUUGGCGGAGGUUCGAUGAACAGAAGUACUAG
This is a messenger RNA of Colletotrichum truncatum, 1170 nucleotides long. Its product is annotated as oxidoreductase family protein. Lineage: Eukaryota; Fungi; Ascomycota; Sordariomycetes; Glomerellales; Glomerellaceae. The record is from RefSeq and is a predicted model, not a curated record. Gene Ontology annotation, molecular function: nucleotide binding.